Molecule: messenger RNA, 5074 nt
Organism: Onychostruthus taczanowskii (white-rumped snowfinch)
Lineage: Eukaryota; Metazoa; Chordata; Aves; Passeriformes; Passeridae
Gene: STXBP4
Product: syntaxin binding protein 4
Exons: 21
Coding region: 1-2073 (690 amino acids)
Biological process (GO): insulin receptor signaling pathway; regulation of insulin secretion involved in cellular response to glucose stimulus
Cellular component (GO): cytoplasmic vesicle
Molecular function (GO): syntaxin binding
Source: RefSeq, a predicted model, not a curated record
AUGUCCUUGCUUUCUCCAGGGGCUGAAGAUGAACCAGAGCGUUUUGAUGGUCUCUCUCUUUUAUACUGGACCAUUAUGGGCCCUCAUGGAAUUAAUCGAGCUGUUCACCGCCUCUCUUUCUCUGAUUGCCAGAAUGGAUUAGGAGUUAAAAUUAUUGGAGGUUAUCGGGCACAAACAGCAGAAGAUUAUGGGAUUUUCAUAAAGAGAAUUCUGCCUGGGGGGGUGGCUGCUGUAGAUAGCCGUUUGCUCACUGGGGACCUAAUUCUGGAUGUCAAUGGAGAAAACCUGGUUGGAGUAACAAAUGAAAGAGCUGUUGACAUCUUGAGAACAGCAUCAGCCUCUAAUCACAUGUCUCUGCUCGUUGCUAGAGAUGAAGAAGCAAAGAAGGAAUUUCAUGACCUAAUGGAUAAGUAUGGCUCUCACAGUGACACAACGUCUCCAAGAACUUCUCCAACACAUCACUUUGCUGCAAAAUCUAGAGACAGCCUUUCUUCUGGGUCAUCCUCAAGGUCACAGAGUCCUCAGUUGCCUCUGAAGGAUAACAUCACCAGCAGCAGCAGAAAUUCUGUCCCACCACCAUCCCCAAAGCUUCCAAAUGACAGUGCAUUUCAGAUUAUCUCUGUUUGCAAAGGAACAAGCCUAGGUUUGAAUAUUGUGGGAGGAAUUAACAGAAAUGAAGGGCCUUUGGUUUAUAUUCAAGAAAUUAUCCCUGGUGGUGAUUGCCAUAAGGAUGGACGAUUGAAACCCGGGGAUCAGCUUGUGUCCAUCAACAAAGAGUCCAUGAUUGGAGUCUCCUAUGAAGAGGCAAAAAGUAUAAUCAACAGAACAAAGAUGAGGUUUGAAAAUUUUUGGGAGAUAGCUUUUAUUAGGCAGAAAAACAUACCUAGUCUUCCACAGAAUCUGCAACAUCCUUUCAGCCUCUUACCAUCUUCUGUAGCACAUGGAGAGCAACAGGCUGCAACACUUGGUCCUCUUCCCUCUCCUAUUCUUGCCCCCAGCCAGAAUGAUGAUUAUGAGCUCCAAGGAAAGAACUUGAGUAUUCAUCUCAAAACAGAAAAGCUGGAGAGGGCACUGAAUUAUCUUGGGAUUCAGCUCACAGAUGAACAGCAGCAAGCCCUAAGGCAGCAACUUUAUAAAGAUUCUAAAGGAACAGUGUCUUUUGGAGAUUUUGUUGAAGUUUCAAGGAAUCUGUUGUCUGUGCAAUCAAAUUCAACUGAUGAUGGCCACAAAUCUGAAACGUUUGGGGUCAGUGAAGUUACCAGCUUACAGGACUCACAGUUUGUAACCUGUGAUUCCUUGGAGGAUGAUGUGGAAAAACUUAAGAAAGAAAGAAAUGAGGCUUUAAAAGAAAUAAGCAAAUUAAAGGAAGAAUUGUCUGAAUCUGUGAACUUACAGAAGCAGUUAGCAGAGCAGCUACAAGUAGUCAAGCAAGAAGCCAAGGCAGCUGUGGAGGAGAGCAGAGCCCUGCGCAGCAGAAUUCACCUUGCAGAGGCUGCUCAGAGGCAGGCCCGGGGAAUGGAGAUGGACUACGAAGAGGUGAUUCGCCUCUUAGAGGCUGAAAUUGGAGAGCUGAAGGCUCAGCUCACUGAGCAUUCUGGCCAAAAUAAAGAGAACAUUCAUGACUUGAGAAAGAGGGUUACAGUGCUUGACUGCCAGCUGCGGAAAUCGGAGUCAGCCAGGAAGACAUUUGAGGUGGCCACUGAAAAAUUGCUACAAUUUGUAGAGGUUGUGCACGAAAUACUUUCAGAUAACUCUACUUCCUCAACGAUUUUAAGUGACAGGAGAACAUUGUCCACUAAAGCACUUCUGGCUCGGCUGGGAAGGGUCGGACCUACUGUCACAGCAGCUCUUGCAGCAGAAGCCAGGGACCUUGCCAAGUCUGUCCGUGCCAUUUUGGAAGUAGAUUGUCUGCCUUAUGGAUGGGAAGAAGCUUAUACAGCUGAUGGAAUCAAAUAUUUUAUCAACCACGUGACGCAGACAACGUCCUGGAUCCAUCCUGUCACGAGCGCUCUGAGCUUGCUGUGCUCCGAGGAGGAGGAUGGCAUCAGAGACCUUCCCGGGCCCAGGAGCUGAGGACAGCUGUGGACAGAGAGUAGUUUGUCUGGUUUUAGUCCCUUAGUGAGCACAUGCACAGGUUUUAGUCUACCUGCUUUCUAGUGUGAUGUAGUAGUACCUGGUGACAUUUCUCCUCAGCAAGCUGGACAAAGUUCUGCUGGUUUUGAGAUGGGUUUGUUGAUGUGUGCUACAAAGGAUGCAGGUGCCACAGGAGUCCUUGAUUUGCCCCAUUUUGGUGUGGCAGGGAUCUCACCUCAGGGCCCAGUCCCAUCUUUACAUGAUUUCUCUACAGACGCAUAAUUUCCCUGACCUGAAGCUGAAUUUUCCAGGUCAGCUGAAAUUUUCACAGCUCUGAGCAACAUGAGAUUUAAGAUGGGACCACUGGUGGUAGAUUCCAGCUGAUGGUUGACUGAGAUGCAAAGUGAGGUGGGGUUUUUGAGCCAGUGCUAGUGAGAAUAAUGGAGAUGACUGAACUGAAAAUUCUUAUUUCUGUGGGAGAAAUCUUCAAAUAAGUUUUGCUACUGGAAAUUUAGUGAUUUAUUACAAAUAUUGGAGCCCUGAUGACUUUUUAAACAAAUACUCACUAAGAUUGGUUGUUGAGCUUUAGAAAAUGUGUCUUUGAUAAGUUGUCAAGUAAAAAGAAAGUUUUCAUAGAGGACAUCAUAGUCUGACAAAAAUAUGAGGCAAUAUGAAAAUUAUUCUACUUUUGUACUCUGCUAAACUGAUACAAACACACAUCAAAUACUUCAGUGGAAGCUGUGAAGUUUCAAGUACAAUGAAACCUGUGAAACCACCUCCAGGAUCAGCAGAAGUCAGUCACCUCCUCAGAACUGGUCUUUUAAGUAGAACAAAAUCAUUUUGUACACAUCGGUGAUGUUUUAAAGAGGAUAAAGAAAAUUAUGGGGGGUGCUAGUGCAAGUUAAAUGAACAGGUUUCUGUGUACCUCAAUAGCACAGGAUAUUUUAAAUCUCAUUAUUCACAGCACAAUGUCUCAUGUCAGCUUUGUCAAAUGUAUGAUUCUGUGCUACAUUUUUCUGGAGGCUCUUUAUAUGUGUGUUGUGUAUAUAAUGGUGGGUGUUACUGAUGAAUGAGACACACCUGAACCUGCAGAAGCACUGAUGGAUGGUAUGCCAAAGGAAAUCUUUAUCUCUGCUUCAGUCCAGGAGGGAGAAGGGGAUUGUGGCAGUGUGAGGAAGGCACAGGCUGCAGUCACAUUUUUUGAGGUCUGGCAUUGGCAUUCAGCAGGUGUGGCACUGGAGUCAAGAAUCCUUGUCCUCUGAGGAAUGACAAUCAAAACCAGACUCACUCUCAGUUCUGGUGCCUUGACCAUGCUCUCUGUCCUCAGCAGUGCAGAGCUGUGCCAGGUCAGGCUCACUGGAACAGUUGAUCCUUUUGAACCAAAAUAAUUCACCUUUUUUUGAAAUCCAAGUCAGGCCUCUGAAUAGCAGCCCAGUAAUCUCCUGCACUUGGCCAGAGAUCUGGAGAGCACAUCACCAACUGUUCUUCCUGAAGCUCACAAAAGAGGCCUUUACAGGCUUUGCAGGAAGUAGAUGUCAGAAUAUAUUGAAUAAGCAAAUAGGAAAAAUUUGUUUUGUACUUUCAACUAGGUCAGACCCAAAUUAUCUGUGAAUCUACACAGGUGGUGUGGAUUAGGGGAAAAAAGCUUGCUCAGCAGACCCACAGUAACUUACAUUUCUAAGAAAACUUCUCCUAGGAAUAACACAUGAAUGGUUUAGCCAUAUUUGCUCCAGUGGUUCCUGCAUGCUCCACAGACUCCUUUGUGCUUCCAGAGAGCUCAGGCCAAAGGGACAGAGCAUGUGCUUCAGUUUCAGACUUGGACACUCCAGAAUCAUUUUUAUUUAAAUCCCUUUUCUCAGAUUGGCACAGACUCAUGACCUACAGAAGAUAUGUCAUCUGAAUUCCUUGUGGUAUUUGCUGUAGUAGUAACUUGGAUGCUCUGUGACAGCACUUUCUGUUCAUACUUCAGGGGUAUCCAGCCUGCACACAGAUUCCACUCCCCAGUUGUGCUCAGGAGAGGUUUGAGCCACCACUUGCCUCUUGCAGCCUGGUGGCUGUGUCAGCCAGCUGGGUGCUCCAGAGGGGAGCAGCUUUUUAGGGAUGGGGACUGUGGCUCAGGCAGGCUCUGCACGAGCAGGGGCUCCACGGGGAGCAGCUUAGAGCUGUCCUUGUGCUGGGGGACAGCUCUGCACGUGCUGCCCUUCCCUACCCACACCCUCAGAGUGUGCAGCCUGCUGUGCAUGGGGACAAUCUGCCUGCUCCUCUCACUGCCACCUCCCACAGACCCCAGUGUGACACAAACCUGGAGCCUCUUCCUCUCUCUCUCUCUUAUAAACUUGCCUAGAAAUUAAAGAUGUUAGAAAUAGAUCUCUGCAUCUCUUCAGCUGCUCCAGUGAGCGUUUCUCUCCUCAGAUAAUCCACCCGUUCACAUUCUCUGGGGUUGAGAAUACAUUUUCUUACCUACAAUCUCCAAAUGUUCCAAUCUAUUUUUGUACACUGGUAUACUUGUUUCCUAGGUUAUUUCUCUUGAUCUCCCCUUAUCUCUUCCUUUAUGUGAAAUAGUUUUGUGAAAAUUAUUUUGCUUAGGCUGAACUGUGUAUAUUUGAGAAAAUGGUUCUAGUAUAACUUGGAACAGAAUUUGUAAAGAGCAGCUUUCAACAUAUGCAGCACUGUAAACAGCAAAUUUUCAUUUUUAUUCCUAAAUUUUAAAAAUUAAGUAGAAAAGAUACUAAAGUGCAUGUGACAGCCUUUAAGUUAAUAAAACUACACCUUUAUAUUAUAAUGAAUCUGCCCCACAUAACAUUCUCCAUCUGUUGAAAAGCCUCUUGUAACAGACUGCUUUAGGAAUGGUUUGGUUCAUUUCUGACACUCAGGAGGUACCUGGUGCCACUGAGGUAAGGAAAGGAAAAUCCUUCAAGAAAAAUAUUUGUGGUUGUAGAACAGGCUGGGCUGUGCAGGGCUGACUGUGGGCAAGACUCUCCAGGAGCUCAGGAAAUGCUGC